CACUACAUUGUAGGACCUCAAUUACACACUGACGAAGAGCUUGCCAAAGAAUUGCACCAUAUGGGCUUGAUCCUGGGGGUGCACGAAGGCUGCCUAUUUUGGAUUUUACGAAUGUCGGCCUGGCCAACGGCCUGUAGCGCUCCAUGGAGUGUCUUAUGUAUACAGGUAAGUCCCCUUGAUCGAGCUGGCGAAACAUUCGACCACGUGACGUCGGCCUUUCUUGUCAUCGCAGAUGGGCGCGAUGAACAACAGUCAGUCGUCUGCUGAGAUUUGAUAUUGGCCAUGCUCAAAGCGAGGGUCACGGCUUGAAACCCGGGAGCCACGAAUCUUCUAGAUACUUGAGGGUGGCGGCACCCAGAAUAUGAAGUCGUUCCGAAGUCUCCAAGAUUACUCUCAUGGGCACCAAAUCAAUCUUAUCGUCAAAUUCAGGUAUCAAUCUCAGGUGUCAAUCUCCCUAUUGGCAUGGAUUGUCAAUCAACCUUCGCACCUGCAUUGCGACCUAUUGCACCACUGCAUUCUUCAAGUGGACCCAAGGCAACACAUACUUGCGGACACUCAAGUGGCACCUCCCGCUGCCUCAGGAGACUCGGAUGGAAGGAGCCGUUGGGUGGGAAGGCGCCGGUGCGUGGGGAGGUAUUAUAUUUCUUUCCUUCUGCCUAACCGAUUCGCCUCCUUUUCUCUCCUCCAAGUCCACGUUUUGUGUUCGUAGCAAUGUGUCCUCAGCACCUCUGGCCAACAGGCCCAAUUAUUGCUACACUCCUCUCCCUUUUUGGGGGCAAACAUGGGUGCAGGACCACUCAACCUCGCUCUCCCACGCAGGAUGGACCGUCUCGCAAUCGUCGCUUUUAACAGAUCCAGCAGAGACAAGCUCGAGUGCCGCCCGGAUCUGACGAUCUUUCUCCAGUGUUACCUCUUGGACAAGCAGAGUUUUGGGUUUCCUAACAUUCCUCAACCACAUCCACCAUCAUAUGUUGCAAAUAUGCAUGAACCAAACACUCCUGCUCCUUCGGGAUCCAGCAGCGUCUCAACGGUUAUCCUUAAUAACCGUAUGCACAUGUUGAACAACCCUGCCUCAACGAUCUUUCUUCAACUGCUGUCUUCCCCAUAUCACUGAAUCCACCGACGCCACUAAAUCAACCACAAGCACCUGCCAUGGGAAAUCGUCAUCGUCCUUGCCUGAACCUCAGCAUUGCCCUUUCUCCGCCACAAGAGUGGUGAGUUUCACGGAGCGCGCGAGCACCUGCCCUACCAAAGACGCAUGAUUCGGUUUCCGAGGCACUCAAUGCGCUGGCAAACCUGGCGCAGGGAAACAGGGAUCUGCACUCUUACAUUGAGGAGGCCAAGAGCAUACGCAGGCGACUUGGGACACAAACGGAAACCAUGGAAAACGACAAAUGUGACAGGAUUAUUUUGUCAUUCUUCAUGUUUGGGCCUCCAGAACUCGGCUGUACCUAAGCCCCGGGUUGUGUGGAAUGUGUCUGUGGAAAGCACCCGGCCUCUCAAUGCCUCAAUAUGAGCCUCAAGUAACUCGUACACGAGUUCCAUGCCAAUCGCAUCGGAUUCCUGAGGUCCUUGUCCCGGAGGCCCGAGAUCUCUUGCGCGCCAACCGGGAGUCCUGGCGAGCGGCUUGGGGCCGCCGGCGUAACAGUGACGCCCACAUAUUUUAUCUCCCAGCUCACAAUCAGCGCGUCGCAGGUGCUGCCAAGACAGGUGGUUCCGGCGGCUCGCCUGCAACCCCAGCCCGUUCUGGUGCGCGUGGUCCCGCUGCCCGGCGAUUGGGCCCAACCCCUAUUGCGCCUAUUUUGCGAAGCUUGCUGGCCGCCGCCAACGGGUCUCCGUCGCCGUCUCCGCCAGCCCCGACUCCCGCUCCCUGGCCAUUGGCCGUCUCCCCCGAGGACUUUGUGGCGAGAGUAAAGAAAUCGAUUUCCAUGUCCAGGUUUCCCAAGCGCAAGUGCUUAGAGUUCAUGUCUUGCUUUGGGCGGACGUACAAGCGAUCCUGGACCUGUGCGUGUCAUUAUACCAAGCACUUAUGUGGGGUGAACUCUAAGUUCAAAGUUGGGCACUAGAACGUUGGGUGAAGCAUGUUUCGGAGUGACAAUGUAGCUGAAUGCGCGGGUUCGAGUCUGAAAAAGAUAGCAUUCCAAGACAUGCGAAGCCUGGAAUUCAUCCGGAUUCAGACCACCCGCCGCUCCCUGCAAGGAGGCUGGCCGUAGAUCUGAACGGCCCACUCGUCAAAGCCCAGGCACCUGGGUUGAGUCUGUUGGUAUCCGGGAGGGACCAGGCUUGAUCGUCACACCGAUGCCUGCUCUGCAGUGUCACAAGAACCAUCAGGCGGGCGCACAAACUUGGUGUGGGCUCACCACUGUGAGCUGCCAGCAGCGGUCAUGCUUUCAAUGACCUGGUCUCGUCAUCGAACGGCCUAGACUUCAACGCAGUGCUGGUGGCAGGUAGCUCCUCAACAAGCGAAGCCAAGGCCAACCCAACCAAGGAUGUCUCCUCAUCCUGGCCAGGAAAGUCUGACUUCUUUGAACAUGGCACAGUCGUUCUCUCACGCUCAUCACAAGCGCGGGCGCCCUUCCCCGGCCUGCCAUAGGCUCGCAACUCUACUCACUCAAAUCAGAAAUCUUAUGCCGCCGUCCAAUCCUUCGAUCUCGGUUGAUUUGUCCAUUGAGCCAAGUCCAUGACCGAAUAUGCGGAAUUUUGUAGACUUGAGACGCUCGAGGGACUUGUCCACUGGGAAGCAUAGUCGGAGAGAUAUCAGCAAUGGGAGUAGCCCCACAGGACGGACGGCUCAGGUACGCUCUAGGCAUGGACUAUGUGUCCAUGUUUGGCGUACUCCUUUGCAGACUCAAAGACCGCUCGCACGUCUCUUUGCGAUAUUGAAACAGCAUCAAGCCGCAGCACAGGGUUCCGAUGAAAGAUCUGCUCAGUCGAUAGCCUGUUCUCGUAUCGUCGUCCGUAGUUUCUCCAAACGUCCAGAACGAUCCUUGCCAGGUUCUCGGUGGUCUUCUUGAUGUGGAGUUGGUGGUCAGUCUCGCAGAAGGGGCACUUGAACACGUCAGAUUUCUCCGCGCCUAAUCUCAUGCUUGCGAGGGCUUGCUCGAAGGUCUGCCUUAUCUCGUUGAUGAGCUGGCCAGUGGUAAUUAGGUGCAGGCAUACAUCCGGGGUCAUGAAGCGCCUCAUCGCUGACAUCUCUUCACCCGACCCUGCCUCUACCUCCGUUCGGCUGGCUAGGAUGAGUUGGCCGUCCACCAACCGCGCUUCGUGAGUUCGAGACACGCCAUCGUGGUCUUGGCCGCUCAUGUUCAGGAGAGAUACAGGCAAGCCAAAGCCGUAAAGAGGACCCUGCUCGUAGUCCCGCAAGAUCAGGUCGACCACUCCACGUGUCAGCCUGAUGGAUUUGUCGUCACCUGCUUGAAAGAGCUGAGCGCAUUGAAAUAGUAUAUCCGCCACCAGAUGCUCGUAGGCACGCGGACAGUUAUACUGGAAGAAUUCCGUCAUCGGCCAGAGAUACAGACGGGCGCACGAGCGACAUGUCAGAUAUUCCGGGUGAUCUCGUUCCAGGAGUUGCAGGAACCGCACCUUGGCGUCCUUAUCGUCCUUAAAGGUCAGGUCAAGCCGGGAGUUGAGAAGCCCAUGAAGUCGACGACACGAGAGGCUCAACACGAGCUGAUACUCUAAGUCCAGAAAGCACGCAACCGCGAGGAUUAGCUCGUUGGGAAGGUUGAGGAGCAAAUUGUGGCCAUGAUGGUUUUGGACAUGGCCGAUUUGCCCUCUUGCUGAGCCUGUGUCGGCCGUUUCUGCAUCCUUCAUCUGUUCAAUUCCUCAGACUUGGUGUGGGGCAGGAUAUCAAGACUAUUGGAGGUCGAGAAGUUGAAGCUGAGGACGUGGCUGAACGGGUUUCAAGACUUCACUUGCGUUUCUACAUCUUACAGUACAAGGGUGAGUGAUCAAUGGAUGCUGCUGCGUGCUUUUCUCCGCAAGAGGACCAGUACGGGGCAUAACGCAAUAUACUUGGGUGCUACAAGCAUGAGACUGUCAGAACUGAAAUGUACAUUUCUUCAUCUUCUCUACGGGGUGUAUAUUGUCCAAGACCGACUUAUCCGUCUAGUCGACCCAGCACAGGACCUUGCCCUCAUCCACCGAAUCGCCCUUGUUCACCUUGCACUGAAACUUGCCGUCCAUGGACAUGGAGAUGUUCAUUUCCAUCUUCAUGCUCUCGACGACCAUGACGAUUUCGCCGGCCUUGACGUCGUCUCCGGGCUUCUUAAGAACCUGCAACACUUUGCACGGCAUGGGCGCCUUGACGGCAUUCGACUCUGUGGAGCUAGCAGCCACCACGUCGUCUCGCAAGCUCUCGCAGAAACUUAGGAUGUCGUAUACCUUGAAUGCGAACCAGUUGCCCAAAGCAGGGAUGUGGCAGUAGACCUCGCGGCCUGAGCCUGAACCGGCCGCCUUGAACGAGGUUGAGGGCUUAUCGGUGAUGAAGGAGCCAGCGAUCUUGUGGCCAUCGACUGUCAAUUCGGCCGAGGUUGCUAACCAAGGACUUGAUGUCAAGGCUGCUGGUUCAGGCAGGACGUCGCGCUGUUUCCAUUCUAAUUCAUGGCUGGACGAAGUCGACACCACUCCGGACCGAAGUUUGUUGCUGAUGCUGUUGUAGCGCGCCGACACCUCGAGAGCGGGAGAUUUGUCCUUUUGGUCCUUGCUAUUGCUGGAGUUGGGGUCGAUGGUCUUUUCCUCCAGUGGGAUGACAGCAAUAUUGUUCUUUGUGUUGUUUUGUUGGUUAUCAGAGGACGGUUUCCAGACGACCAGGAGCGGUUGUUCAUUGCCAUGUGACUGGAUCCGUUUCACGAUCCUGGAGCUGACGUUGACCGGGUCAAAGCGCUGGUUCUUGAAGGCCUUGCGCACAUUCCUGAACGGUGUUUUGGUGUUGGUAUUGGACAGCGCAAACUCGUCUCGCAAGAACGACGCGGUGACCACGGAAAGAACCGAGUUCUCGUCAAAUCCCGGACCUAAAGAGUACGGAGGUUUGAGCAGCUCUCCAAGGUUGUUGGGGAUGAACGAGGUGGUGUAGGCGGGAUUGCUUCGGAAUUCCGGGUGCAAGAGACAACUCUGCAGAAACAGCUGGUUGGUCUUGACGCCAACACAGGCCGUAUUGGCCAUGACGCGGGCCAUUUUCUCGACGGCCUCGGCGCGAGUCGGCGCCCAUACGAUGAUUUUGGCAAUCAUGGAAUCGAAAUAAAUCGACACCUCGGUUCCCGUCCGCAUGGCUGUCUCGUAUCGGAUAUCUCUUGCCUCCUCUGAUGAUGCCGCCACAUACGGCUUCCAAAGACGUACCAUGCCGUGUUCGGGCAUGAAGUUACGCUGCGGAUCUUCAGCACAGAGCCGACAUUCAAUGGCGUGGCCCUUCUGGGGGAUUUGGUUGAGCUCCGGCAAAUCAGUAAACCGACCUCCUGCCGCGGCGUACAAUUGUAGCGAAACGGCGUCCAAGCCCGUCACCUCUUCGGUGAUGGGAUGCUCGACCUGUAGUCUAGUGUUGACUUCUAGAAAGUAAAAGCGACUGUCCUUGACAUCGACAACGAACUCGACCGUGCCGGCUCCUUCGUAACCCAACAGUUUCCCAAUCUUGACGGCCGUCUCACACAGACUCUUGCGAGUUUUGGCGUCCAGGAACGGAGACGGCGUUUCCUCAAUGAUCUUCUGAUGUCGACGUUGCACGGAGCAUUCGCGCUCCCACAGGGACAAGACGUUUCCAUACGAGUCUCCCAUGAUCUGGACCUCGAUAUGCUUGCCGGCCUCGAUAUAUUUCUCCAAAAUGCAGUCGCUGGACCCAAACGAUCUCUCGGCUUCGGACCGCGCGCUCUGCAGUUCGCCUCUGAGUUUCGACCGUUCAUGCACAAUCCGCAUUCCACGCCCGCCGCCCCCAGCGGACGCUUUCAGCAUCACCGGAAACCCAAUCUCCUCGGCGGCGGCUUCUAGGUCUUCCACGUUCUGACUUGACCCUGUGAAUCCGGGAAUCAGGGGAACGCUCGGCUCGUGCUUGCGCAAGUAGUCCUUGGACGUUCGUUUGUCUCCCAGAGUUGACAUGGCUUUGGAGCUGGGCCCGAUGAAGAUCAAUCCGGCGUUCCGUACGGCAUCUGCGAACUCGCCGUUUUCGCUGAGAUAGCCAUAUCCCGGAUGCACAGCGUCCGCGCCUACUGACAGCGCCACAUCCACUAGCAGCUUGAUGUUCAGGAAUGGAUUACCGCUUUCUUGCUGGAUGCUUCCUACGCAAACUGCUUCGUCGGCAACUUCGACAUGUCGCGAUAGUGAAUCCCUAGGCCUUGUCAGUAUAAAUUGCAACAGAUUGAUUGAUUGGAGCGCGACUUGGCUGCUUGUUGUGCCCCCGUCACUGCUGCUGUCGCUGGUUGGGCUGGGCUAAAAGGCUUAAGGUUGAACUUACUCUUCAGCAUAGAUCGCCACAGACUGAAUGUUCAGCUUCCUGCACGUCGCGACCACUCGGCAUGCAAUCUCUCCUCGGUUGGCGAUGAGGACUUUUUUGAUUUUGGGUUGGCCGUUCUCGUCCCGUGGCAGAGGUGCCACGAACAACGGCGGCCGGAUUACCAUGCUGUCGGUGUCUCUGUUUUGCAGCAACGACGUGAAUAACCUUUCACCAGUGCAGCAGAUAUUCUUUCCAGCAAGAAACGCGCAAGACAGUAACAGUUGGCCUCCUCUCAAUAAGGUUGUAUGUUGUUGCAGAGUAACGUUAGGUACGAUUAGGUCUGGGACUGGGAUCAUGUACGGCGAGCAACCGGCUUCAAGUUCCCCAUAUCUUUCAAGAUGGGUUCCAGCGAGGGAAGGGGAGCGUCCCCGCCAAUCGGCUGGUUUGACGGGCUACUCCCAUGCCAGGUCCUCCUAAUCCCCCAGGUUGAGGACAAGUGGGCCCGGUCCGGCGACUCCCACUUUGCCGUGCAUUGCCAUUGCCAGUGCCCCGUGCGGCUCAGCCUCGGCCGUCUCCAGCGCAAGGUGGCUUUCGCAAAGGUUCUCCAGGGUUCCUCGUCAACCGUCACUGCCCACCGUUAGACAAGGCCAAAUCAGCCGCUGAUGUCUUGUGCAGUAGUACAAGAUUCAGAUUCUAGGGUUCACCUUAGCCUGGGAGCAACCAGAUGCUUCAAACCACGGUGUGACGAGUCAUUUGUCGUUGCGAUGCAGACAGAUCACAUUUUCGCUGGCGAUCGUGUUGCCGCCGAACCAAGGCAACAAGACAGGCGAUUACGAUCUUCAUCUCGCUUUGACUACCAAAUGAAGUGUCCCCAACCCGGCAAGGCUGCAGGCGCACUAUUCUACUCGAUGCUGCACACACGACAGGUCAGGUGCCGACAAGAUGACUCUGAUGGGCGUUCAACAUCUGAAUGAUCCCUUCUCUCCAGUGCUCUACAACGUUGUAGUAGUGUGUCCAACCUUGUAUAUGAUCUAUUUACGACUAUAACUUUGCCUUCAACUCUGGCUUCUUGCCCUCGACCAACUUGUUCCCCAAAUCUCGCAGCUUAUGCUUCUGGUGCUUGCCGCUGCCGGUCUUUGGGAAGUCCUCUCCGACGCCUGGAUCACCGAUCCAAAAGACAUAUUGGGGCGCCUUAUGCGAUCCCAACCGCUGUCUGCACCACUGGAAGAUCUCCGACUGGUUCGGCCGCCGCGGGACCUCGUUGUGCAGUCUCAGAAAGCAGCCGACCACCUCUCCGUAUCGCGUGUCUUUGAUUCCAACAACAGAUGCCUCGGCGAUGGCUUCGUGCUCCAGGAGUCGAUCUUCGAUUUCGACGGGAGAGAUAUUUUCGCCGCCUGGAGUGCGUGAGUCAGCAUUUGUCGCAAAAUGAAUAUACAUACACAUUUGUGGAUGUUUACAACAUACCUCUGAUAAUCAAAUCCUUGAUCCUACCCGUAACGACACAAUGACCAUCUUCAGUAAUGACACAUUCAUCACCAGUAUGCAUCCAGCGAAUGCCAUCCUUGUGCACUUUCAUAGCCUCUGCGGUCUUUUCUUCAUUGCGCCAGUAUCCCUUUUGCAAAGCAAAGCCGGCCGUGCACAGCUCGCCAGGAACUCCCCGAGGCACGAUAUCGCCAUUCUUGUCGAUGAUCUUUGCCGAAGUGUGAGGGAAAAUCUUACCAACAGUAGUAGCGCGCAGUUCAUCCGGGUCUUCGAGAGGAGUCAUGAACGUGACGGGACUGGUCUCAGUCAUACCGUAAGCAAUCAAAGUCUUUUGCACGCCCAAUUCGCGCUGUAACUCCUUCAUCAAUGGCGCGGGGACGGUCGAGCCCGCGGCCAAUCCGACGCGCAACGUGUCGAUCUUGUACCCCUUUUUCCGGUUCGCUUCCAUCUCCGCGAUAAACAUGGUCGGCACGCUCAGCAGGGCCGUACACUUGUAUUUGACCAGAGCGUCCAGCACCAGAUCGGCGUCGAAUUGGUCGCAGGGGAACACAAUCGUGCUGGAAUGCGUGUAUGAGCCCAAGAACCCCAUCACCAAUCCGAAACAAUGGAACAGUGGCGGCGGGCAGCACACCACGUCCUCCGGUGUCAAAUGGAGUCCGUCGCCGAAAAACCGUGCGUCAUUAAUCAAAUUGAAGUGUGUCAGCAUCGCUGCUUUCGGUGCCCCCGUGGUUCCGGACGUGAAUUGGAGAUUGAGCACGUCGCUGUUCUUGACUUUGCGUUCUGCUCGUCGCAAAGUGGCGUCGUUCAUGAAGAUGGAGUUGCCGUUGUCGGCGAACGCUUUGUAUAGUUGCGUUUCUCGCACUGAUGAGUUGAAGGAGAUAUCUGUUGGGUUGUCUGUCGAAAGAAGAACCACUCGUUUCAGUUCUGAUAGGCCCUCGUCGUUGCCACAUGCCGCUUGGAUGUGUGGUGAUAGUGACUUUUUGCCAAUGUUCCGUGCUAGGAAUACCAGUUUGCAUGCUAGAUUGGACUUUUAGUAUCUUUCCACCAAGAAAUGCCUUGAAACUGGGAGGAG
Molecule: messenger RNA, 8975 nt
Organism: Exophiala dermatitidis NIH/UT8656
Lineage: Eukaryota; Fungi; Ascomycota; Eurotiomycetes; Chaetothyriales; Herpotrichiellaceae
Exons: 2
Coding region: 1473-2066 (197 amino acids)
Source: RefSeq, a predicted model, not a curated record